Molecule: messenger RNA, 1061 nt
Organism: Eptesicus fuscus (big brown bat)
Lineage: Eukaryota; Metazoa; Chordata; Mammalia; Chiroptera; Vespertilionidae
Product: DNA dC->dU-editing enzyme APOBEC-3G-like
Exons: 5
Coding region: 49-675 (208 amino acids)
Biological process (GO): DNA cytosine deamination; defense response to virus; negative regulation of single stranded viral RNA replication via double stranded DNA intermediate
Cellular component (GO): nucleus; P-body; cytoplasm
Molecular function (GO): RNA binding; zinc ion binding; cytidine deaminase activity
Source: RefSeq, a predicted model, not a curated record
CAGGAGGAGGACGGGCCGUGGCCAGAGAGAAGGUGAAGGAGCUGAGACAUGGCGGACAACCCAGCACCCCGUGCCAGACCCCUGAUGGACAUAGCCACCUUCAAGGACAACUUCGGUGAGAUAUGGAUGAAGCAAACAUACCUGUGCUACGAGGUGGAGGUCCUGGAGGGCAACACCUGGGCCCCAAUGGAGGAGCGCCAGGGCUUCCUGCGCAACCAGGGUGCGGACACACCCCCUGGUCAUGCAGAGUUGUGCUUCCUGGAUCUGUUCCCCUCUUGGGGCCUGGAUCGGGGGAAGCAGUACAGACUCACCUGGUACAUCUCCUGGAGCCCCUGCCCUGACUGUGCCCCGGAGCUGGUUAAAUUCCUGCGGGAGAACAGCCACGUGAGCCUGCGCAUCUUCGCUGCUCGCAUCUAUACCAAAGUCAGUGGAUUUGAUGAUGGGCUGCACAACCAGCACAUCUAUACCCUACCUGAUGGAUAUAAGCAUGGGCUGCGUGACCUGCGGAAAAAGGGGGCCCAGCUCGCCAUCAUGACCCUCAAAGAGCACCAGCACUGCUGGGAAACCUUCGUGGACAACCAGGGCCAGGCGUUCGAGCCCUGGCCUGAACUGGACAAACACAUACGAGCCCAUUCUCAGGAGCUGGAGAACAUUCUCAGGAAUCCGGAAAACUGAAGCGUGGACUUCCGUCUCUCUAAGCAGUCGGGGUUCUUCUGCUGAACGACAAAUAAGACACUUUCUUCAAGAAGUGAAAACGCAUCACGUGCCGCAUCUCCAACUUGAUCCACAGAAACCAGCAGAAGGCAACCAAUGGGCUGCUAAAUAUUCUUAAAAAUCUGAUCGAUUUACUUUUCAUUUAAAAUCAGUGAUGUGUUCCAAAUACACACCAGUAACACUCUAUUCGUUACUGUCAGAAUCAGUUUUUACUUUUAGGGAAAUAAUGAAUUUUUAUUGAUUUUAAAUCCAAAGCAAUAACAUGAGAGAUUAAGAAUCUUCCACAAAAUGUCUUUCCUCUGUAAGUGUAUCAUGAAGUCCAAACAGUUCAAUAAACACCGGCAAAG